UCUCUUCUACCGGGUUAGAUUUCCUUUCUCUUCCGGUUGUCGUCUGUUCGUGUGACAGGUUAACCAGUGUCGAAAUGGCGAAGUCGAAGAAUCACACAACCCACAACCAGUCUCGUAAAGCCCACAGGAAUGGCAUCAAGAAGCCUAGAUCUCAGCGCUACGAGUCACUGAAGGGGGUAUGUACAGCUACAGGUCUGUGUGGAUAGGUGUGUACAGCUACAGGUCUGUGUGGAUAGGUGUGUACAGCUACAGGUCUGUGUGGAUAGAUGGGAUGUUGUGCAUGUGCACUGAGAAAUCAGGUGUGCUUUGUAAUAUGGUGCUUGCAUUGUCUCUGUUUACAUGCAGCAUGCCAGUAAUCAGACUUCUCUUCUAGCCUGAUCUUAUUUUGGAUCCAUGGUUUAAUCUUUUUUGAUAUAUUAGUGAUUCUUCGAGUGUUGAUAGCAUUCAGACUAGCUUCAAGCUAAGGUCCACUUAACAGACCAGUUGUGGAAACCAGAUCAGAAUUAUGGAGGGUACUCUGUGCCAGUUUUUUUUUUUUUAAUUAUUAUGAAUAUGAUGCAUCCCUACU
Molecule: messenger RNA, 568 nt
Organism: Anarrhichthys ocellatus (wolf-eel)
Lineage: Eukaryota; Metazoa; Chordata; Actinopteri; Perciformes; Anarhichadidae
Gene: rpl29
Product: ribosomal protein L29
Exons: 3
Coding region: 75-206 (43 amino acids)
Biological process (GO): cytoplasmic translation
Cellular component (GO): ribosome; cytosolic large ribosomal subunit
Molecular function (GO): structural constituent of ribosome
Source: RefSeq, a predicted model, not a curated record